CACUCCUGCUGAAUGCACGCGAUGUGAACGGCGUGGUUUCCUGUACCUUUCACGCCAUGUUCACAUGCUGCUCCUGUUCGGACGAGCAGCCGGUGGAGUUGGCGGAGGUACCAAAGGUCUCCUCCUAUGAGAAGGAGCCUUGCGAGGAGGGCGAAGAAGGUUUGCGCUGCACUUUUCUCCUGCCUGACUGCUCCACUAAAGAGGUGCUCUUCAAGGCCAAGCCAUUGGGCUUAGACUUCCGCCGCUCCACGCCGCUGACGGUGCGUGGUGUGCGCCCACCGCGCGGGCAACUGCCAGAGGUGCAGGUUGGCUGGAUCUUGACACAUCUUCAAGGUGAGGAGCUCUCGGUGGAUCUCAAGGCAGCCACACUCCAGCUCUUGCUCGCUGUGAAGAAGCUCCCCAUGCGGUGAACCUUUAGCUGUUGUUUGACUCUUAAUGAUA
Durusdinium trenchii is the source of this 441-nucleotide messenger RNA. The record is from the annotation of a GenBank genome assembly. Lineage: Eukaryota; Dinophyceae; Suessiales; Symbiodiniaceae.